AUGGUCAAACCCACCGGCAUCUUUCUGAAAAAGAACAAGAGCACUCAAGCAGCCCUUUUUCCACAAACCUACAAAAUAUUCAUGGAGGAAGCUUACAAUGCAGGCAUCUGUUUUAAACUGCUCCGGGAGUUGGGGGGUUCCGAUGUCCCCCGAGUGAAAAUUGUAUCCAAGAAACUCAGCAACAUGGCUAAAUUGGAGCAGGGCAUGGUACUGGAGACCAUCCAUGAUUUCUUCGGGGAUAACACAGAGCUAGCUGCCAAGCACAAGUACCGAAUAUUCCAAGUCCUUGAGAAUAUCAUCUUUGAGGCUACACAGAUCCAGGAUGACUGGGGAGAAAGAUUCUUAUUACUAGCUCUGGAUAAUAUGACUGUGGAAACAGAACUAGAAGACAUUUAUCAAGAUGCGGCCAGCAAUGUGCUUUUGGCUAUGUGCAAACACUCCUGGACUCUAGUGGCCAGCAAGAUCGAGGAAGAUUUCCUAACUGGCAUUUUUCCCCAUCGCAGUCUUCUCUAUGUGAUGGGCGUCCUCUGCACAAAUGAUCAACUACUUACACCAACACAGAGAGCUUUAUGGCAAGAACAACUGAUUCAGAUGGGAACCAGAUCUGUUCAGUUCUUAGCAGAAGAUGAAUGGGCAAAGGCACUGAUGUAUGCGAUCACCAAACCUGACCGGACUUACCUGGAGCAAAGUCCAGAGAAGACUUUCCUGUUCAUCUACUUUGGGAUGAUUCUACGAGCAGCCAACAACAGUGCCAUGGUCAGGAAACACCUCAAAUUACUUCUGGAGACAUCUCAUCAUUUUGCAAAACAGAGAGAGGGAAUUGCCCUCACCAUAGGAUUAACAGCAGAGCGGCAUCUCGAUGAUGCUUGGGCAGUCCUAGACCAGUUUGGCCGGACGGGACAUUUAAAGAAGACUCUUAACAACUAUAGCUUGAAGGAGGAAGAAGACACAAAGUGGAAGUGGGCCAGCAGUACCAUCCUUCUCUCCUAUGGGCAGAUGGCAGCCAAAGCCAAAGAGAAUAUCUUCCCUUGGGUCGAUAACAUCUCCUCAAGAAUGGUCUUUUUCUUCCGCAACAGCAAUUGGGAUGACACCCUCAAGCAAAGUUUCCUAGAAGCUACACUGAUGCUGGUAGGGGCCAUCAGCAGGAACGAGGGGGCCCACAGCUAUGAGUUCACCCAGGUCCCUGAGCUGGUUGACUGCCUAAUGGUGCUGAUGAAGAAAGAACCUCAGGACACACUCUGCACCACAACUCGACAGCAAGUCAUGCGCAUCGUUUCAGGCCUUUGCAAGCUGAGGCCACAUUUGGACUCUAAGAGGAAAUCCAAGGUUCUUUUUACUUGCUUCCAAAGUGUAUACAAACUGCCCUUGGUAGAGGCUUUGGAAAAACACACUUGUCUCCUGGCCGAUCCUCCUGAUAUACAGAAACUCUACAUGGAUACCAUGAAUGCCUUGGAUGAACUUCUCCAGAGCUUAAUCUCUGAGAAUCCCAAGUCAGAAGAACUUCACUACUUGCUAGGGCACAUGUACACCUGGCUGUCCUCUGAGAAGGUUCAUGAGCGUCAGCGGGCUGUUAGGAGCUGCAUGGUUCUUCUCAAGUUUCUGGCCCAGAAUGCCUGCCUGGAUCCAUCGGAGGAGUUCGGAAGAAUUGGGCACAUUGUGGGCAUGCUGGGCAUGGUAUGUCAGGAUCCAGAUAAGGACACACAGCAACUUAUGCUUGAAGCAGUUACCUACCUCCACCAAAUCUUCCUUUAUCAGAAAGGUGAUCGCGUGGAGGCACCUGUCCUUUUCAGAAAUUUCCAAGAAAAUGAAGAGAUCCAAAGUCUGUCAGAUCAGGAGCCAAUACCUAUGCCAGAGACUCCUCUCAACGCCAGCUCCCACAUUAUCAAGGCGUUCGUGAAGCACUUCUCUUUGCCUCAGAUGAAAGACCUCAUCUGUACAGUGCUGGAUUGUCUGAAGAGUACUUUGGAUUUCCAAAUAGAAACUGCAGGGGAGAUGCUCACUGUCAUCCUAGAAGAUUUUGGCCCUCGAAUGGAUUCGGUUUCAGACGUCGCCCGGAUCCUCUAUGGCCAGCUCACCGCCAUUGAAACAGUGGUUGCCAAGAAAAAAGUUCUGAAGGGCAUCUCUCUGCUAUCUAGGUUCCACACCCAGGAACUAGUGGAAGCUUUUCUGGAGUAUUCUCUCCCACUGGAACGGUACAAUGGGGGCACCUCAGGGAUCCCAGCCUUUAGCAGGGCUGUAGAACUGACUAAGUUUGCAUGUGAUGCCAUCAACCUUUGGCGGGCCAUGGGUUCAGAGAAAAUGAUAGCUGCCAGAAUACUCCAUCUGCUGCUCAACAAGCUACAAGAGAGGCCAACUCCAGGGGAUAACAACUGGACCAAGGACAAUAUUAACUACUUGGAUUCACUGGCUGCUAUGAAUACUCUUUAUGAAAUUCAGUUUUCGCGGGAAUACAAAGAGGCUGUGCAGAACUGGUACCCACAGCUCCUCCUGGGUCUUCUUACCCAGCUACACUACAUCUUUGAACUCAGCUUGCUUGAGCCAACUAAGGAGAAGAAUGAGAAAUCAGAAGAGGAAGAAGAAAUGCCCAGCCCUCGGAGCACUUCUCUGGAUUCCGUGAAAAGUCUUCUGUACACCAGUGGCCACUGGAAGGAUUUUGCGCAUUUAGAGCUACAAGGAGCCUGGGAUCUCUUCUCCAACUUCAAUACCUACCAUCAGGGGGUGACUCUCAUUGCCAGGGCCAUGGUACAGAAUUCCUGCAGUCAGGUCAAAGGAGUGCUUUUCCAGGCCAUCUCCAAUAUGGACACCAAACCAGAACGUGACAAGAAGGUAGCCAGCCUCAUUUUCACAGAGUUUCUCAACAGCCCUGUGAUGCUGGAAGAGUUUCCUAAACAGGCCAUACUGUCAUACCUCCAUCAAGGACUGGCUGACCCCAAUCCUUCCAUCCGAGUGAUCAGCCUGCAAGGCCUCAAGAAUGUCAUCUUUGACACAGAGAAGGGCAACCUUCUCCGGUCCCAGCUGCCAGCCUUCCUGGAGGGCUUCUACCACAAUAAUGAGCAGGUGGUCAUGAGAGUAAUGAGCACAGUGUCCGAUGUCCUGUACUGCCUGAGCCAGCAGGGGGCUGGUCUCCAUUGCCAGGAAAUUGCCCUCAACCUUCGUAGCUUCUUUGAUGAUGAACGAAAUAAAAUCCGAGCAUCAGCCAUCAACCUGUUUGGAGAUCUGGUGACCACCAUGGCGGGAAAGGAUUACUACACUCUGAAGCCCCACGUGCACCAGGCCCUGGUCCCUCUCCUCAUGCACCUGAAGGACAAGUGCCCACAAGUUGUAAUGAAAACCAAGUUCACUUUCUACCGUUGUGCCGUAUUCUUGAACUGGAAACUCCGCCACACACUGUUCUGCACACUGGCCUGGGAAGAAGGCCUCAGUGCCCGCCAUUUUCUCUGGUCCUGUCUGAUCAUCUUCUAUGAGUACGAAAGGGCUGAGAUUCAGCUAAUUCAUGAGCUCUCAGGCAGAUGGGUUUUAGAAUGA
Gracilinanus agilis (Agile Gracile Mouse Opossum) is the source of this 3525-nucleotide messenger RNA. Its product is annotated as maestro heat-like repeat family member 5. The transcript has 27 exons. Gene Ontology annotation, cellular component: cytoplasm. The coding region runs from base 1 to 3525 and encodes 1174 amino acids. The record is from RefSeq and is a predicted model, not a curated record. NCBI's taxonomy places the organism in Eukaryota, Metazoa, Chordata, Mammalia, Didelphimorphia, Didelphidae.